Scheffersomyces coipomensis is the source of this 2364-nucleotide messenger RNA. It is a transcript of the gene CSR1, whose product is annotated as Csr1p. Gene Ontology annotation, cellular component: nucleus. The coding region runs from base 1 to 2364 and encodes 787 amino acids. Gene Ontology annotation, biological process: regulation of transcription by RNA polymerase II. The record is from RefSeq and is a predicted model, not a curated record. Lineage: Eukaryota; Fungi; Ascomycota; Pichiomycetes; Serinales; Debaryomycetaceae. The transcript has a single exon. Gene Ontology annotation, molecular function: DNA-binding transcription factor activity, RNA polymerase II-specific; RNA polymerase II cis-regulatory region sequence-specific DNA binding.
AUGAGUGGUCCAAAUAAGUCAAAUGAAAUAAUGAUACCGGAGUCUUUAUAUCAAACGUUAUCAAAAUCUGACUUACUUACUAAUGCGAAUUUGGGUUUAAAAACUCAUGGUUAUGUCCAUGGCCAUAUCCAUAGACAUAAGGAUCAUACCCAUAUUCAUGGUCAUAUUCAUAAUCAUGAUCAUGAUCAUCAUUUUGCUGAUGUAGAUAACAAUAAUUCAAUAACUGGUAUCACGGAGGUAUCUGAUAAGAAUAUUACUAACAUCAACAGUGAUAAUGCUCAACUAACUACUGCUUUUCAUGAUUCUUGUAAGGAUUAUGAUAAUAUUGAUUUAUGUAAUGAUAUCUUCUGUGAUGAAUUAGAUGAUUGUUUCUUUUCAACUUGUGAAGAUUCUGUUAAGACUGAUACUUCAAAAUGUGUUGAAUGUGAAAAUUCAACGUGUUGUAAUGAUAGUGAAAUAUCGAGUAGUGAUUGUGAAGAGGUUUGUUGUGAAGAUGAGAACUGUCAAGAUAUCUUGAGUCCAUGUCCAGUGGCAACUACAACCACAUCAACACCAACUGCUUCAACUUCAACUAACAAGACUCCUGCUGUCGACUGUUGUGGUAAUCCAAAUUGUUUGAGUUAUUCUAUUUGUAACCAUUCAAACCAGGCCAAUAAUAACAAUACAUAUCCAAUUAAUACUACUACAAAUGAUGUUUUUGAUUCUUAUAAUUGUUGUUUACCACAACAACAAAACCAUCCUCAUCAUCAAAAUAAUUUAUGUGAAUUACAACUAUCUAAGAAACCUCUUUUUGAAGAUUUGAUUAAUAAUGUUCACAAGAAUUUGACAGAGUAUAGUGAACCAAACUUAAAGAAAAGAAAACCAAAUACUUCAACAAACAAUAAGCAGUUUGAAGUUCAUUUUCCUCAUGAAUGUCAUCUGCAUCCUGAAACUAUCACUAAUUCAAAAGUGAAAUAUGAAUCUGAUCAUCAUCAUUUCCAUCAAUCCUGUUUUCACACAACUAUCCCUAAUGUCGACACGUUUAACUCUACCAAUACUAAUAAUACCAAUGAUAUCAAUGGUAAUGCCGUUAAUGAUCCAGAUCAAUUACUUUCUGAUUUUGAUUUUUAUAUCCAAUUUAAUAAUUUCAAUCAACUUUUGAAUUCAAAACAACCUUCAACAUCUACUUCUACCGUGGAAGAAGUCAUUACUCAUGAUUCUAAUACACCUUCGUUAUCUCAACUAUUAAAUUCAAAUACCACAACUACCAACAACAAUUCAGAUCAAUUUCCAUUAGAAUCAUCACUGUACUCAUGUAAAUGGGAUAAUUGUUUUAAGAAAGUUAAUGAUGAUACCCUUUUAAAACAUAUAAUGGGUCAACAUAUAAGUACAGAAUAUGGAUUGAAUGAUGCCGAUAAGAAUCCGAAUUAUGAAACCAUUAAUCCAAAUUUUCAUUGUGAAUGGAAUGAUUGUACUUAUGCUAAUACAGAUUUGAAUUCAUUAUUAAGUCAUUUAGUAACUCAUAAAAAUGAACAAGAUAAUAGUGGCUUUAAUGGUUAUAAUAGUCAUGUGCCAACUUUACAAAGUCAAAUCUUGACUCCUAACUCAGUGGAUAAAUCAGUUGAUUCAUCUCCACGUUCACCAGAGAUGAAGAUUAAGACUGAAGAAUAUGAGAAAAUAUCAGCUAAUGAGUUACAAAUUACAUCCAUGAAGAUCUUACCAAAGAGGAGAAAUCAUUCAUCAGAUAGUGCAGUAGAUCCAACCCAUACUUGUAAAUGGCAAAUUGGAGUAGAUAGUAAUGGUAUACCUAUUCCAUGUAACAAAUGUCAUGAUUCAGAAGGAGAUUUACAAGAUCAUUUAAUCAAUGUUCAUAUUGGAUCAGGUAAGUCUAUUUAUACAUGUAAUUGGAUCGAUUGUGAAAGACAUAAUGGUAAGAUUUUCACUCAAAGACAGAAAUUAUUAAGACAUAUCCAUAUCCAUACUAAUCAUAAGCCAUGCGAAUGUAAGGUUUGUGGAGCUUGUUUUGCAGUCGAAACAAUGUUAAAACAACAUUUACGUACUCAUAGUGGAGAAAAGCCAUUCACUUGUUCAAUUUGUAAUAAGAAAUUCGCCACUAGUUCUUCAUUAUCGAUUCAUAAUCGUGUUCAUACAGGUGAAAAACCAUUAAUAUGUAAAUGGCCAGGAUGUAAUAAACGAUUUAGUGAAAGUUCAAAUUUAACCAAACAUAUGAAAAUUCAUUUAAAGAGUUUUAAAUGUGAUAUUUGUGGGGAAGAAUUCGAUAAAAAGCCUGAUUUUACCAAACAUUAUAAAUCUCACAAGGUUGAUGGAUCAGAUGAUCCAAUUUUACCCAUGAAUCUUAAAGUUGAAAACAUAUUAGGUGUGUAG